This is a messenger RNA of Caenorhabditis elegans, 1453 nucleotides long. RefSeq names its product Innexin-16 (gene inx-16). The record is from RefSeq and is marked reviewed. The coding region runs from base 12 to 1130 and encodes 372 amino acids. The transcript has 6 exons. Gene Ontology annotation, cellular component: gap junction; plasma membrane. NCBI's taxonomy places the organism in Eukaryota, Metazoa, Nematoda, Chromadorea, Rhabditida, Rhabditidae. Gene Ontology annotation, biological process: transmembrane transport.
GGUACACCAAAAUGUCUAUGUUAGGGAACAUAAAAACCUAUGCGCAGACGGUCACAAGUCUGUCGGAUAAUGAUGAUACCUCUAUUGACAGAUUAAACUACGUAGUCACCACUUCCAUUCUCAUCGCUUUUUCUCUUCUCCUGUUCGCCAAAAACUAUGUGGGAGAACCAAUGCAAUGCUGGACUCCAAAUCAGUUUGCCGGUGGAUGGGAGAGUUUUGCGGAAUCCUAUUGCUUCAUUGAGAAUACAUAUUUUGUGCCGAUGCAAGACUCGAAUCUUCCAGCUGCUGAAACAAGAGAAGGCAGAGAAAUGAUUUAUUAUCAGUGGGUACCAUUCCUCCUGGUAAUCCAAGCUUUGUUCUUCUGUGUACCAAGAGCUUUUUGGAUUAUCUACCCAUCAUACAGUGGUCUCACAAUUGCUGAUAUGAUCACUGCUGCAAGACAGAAUGGAAAACAAUUGGAGGGUGCAGAUGAAGCAUUAGAGCAAGUUGCAAUGAUAAAUUGGCGGACUGAACAACAGAAAGGACAUGGAUCGCGAAUUUUCAAUUGUUACCUGGUCAUGAAGUUGCUGAUUCUUCUCAACAUUGUUCUACAGUUCUUCCUGCUCAACUCAUUUUUAAACACUGCUUACACAUUUUGGGGAUGGGGAAUCUUUUGGGAUAUGGUAAAUGGAAGGCAUUGGCAAGAGAGUGGGCACUUUCCAAGAGUAUCAUUCUGCGAUAUUAAUGUGAGAGAACUUGGAAACAUUCAUCAUUGGAGUCUUCAAUGUGUUCUGAUGGUUAAUAUGUUCAAUGAAAAGAUCUUCAUUUUCUUGUGGUUCUGGUUCGCAUUUUUGCUUGUCGCCACUGCAGGAGAUUUUGUUAUUUGGGUUUGGAGACGAUUUGACAGCAAUUCGAAACUUGGAUUUAUCUUGGAUCUUUUGAACCAAGAAGGAAUUGAUCAUUCUCCACAGAAAGCCAGUGAGCUGUACAAAAACGUGCUUCGUGAUGACGGAGUUCUGUUCCUCCGGCUCCUCGAUUCGAAUAGCGGACGACUGAACUCGGAAGAGCUUAUGAAGAAAAUUUAUAAUAUUUCAGUUGGCCAUGCAACUGAUUUGAAUACACCUAUUGAAGAACAUGCAACUAGUGAGUGAAGGGAGCUCACGCUCCACAUGCUUCAGUCGAGGGAGAUUCAAGUUAACAUUGCUCAUAGUUUUAUUGGAAUUUUUUUUGUUUUUUUCAAAGACCUCAAGUUUAACUGCUCAUAUCUUAAUGGUUGUUGGUUUUAGGAAAAAUAUUUCAGCUGACAAGAUAUUUAUUAAGUUGAUCACUUUAACUUUACAGUUUAAAAAUUGGAAAUAUUUUUGAGACCUGCCGAGAUAUGAAUUGUCAAAGUUGAUAGGGUGCAUUAAACUGUAUUUGUUGUGAUUAAUAUUUUAUUUAUAAACCAAUUUCCUAAUAAAUUUGGAAAUAAUUG